Haemonchus placei is the source of this 924-nucleotide messenger RNA. Lineage: Eukaryota; Metazoa; Nematoda; Chromadorea; Rhabditida; Trichostrongylidae. The record is from the annotation of a GenBank genome assembly.
AUGCCUGAUUCACCGUAUGUGACGGCAAUUUUUGACCUUAUACGAACUACAAACUUCAAUUAUCACCUUGCAAGGCAAACACUUCGGGAUGCCGUAGAUGCUCAUCUUAGAGGGCCGUUAGUAUUGGAAUGGGCACCGAAUUUGCGUGUUCCCUGGACCGAUCAUUGCCAGACCAUUCGCCGAGACAUAAGUUGCGUUGAUCUUAGAACUGACAAGACUUCUCGAACAUCACGAAGCUCCGUCGAUACGACAAUGAGGUCGAUAUAUGACGAACCGACGGCCAGAUCUUCUUAUACCAGUGUUUAUCGGCAAAAACAAAUGCAAAAACAACCACGGAAGUACGGUAGAACUAGCCGUGUGUCAGAGCCACAAAGGCGGACAAGUGAAACAGAGGUGUCUCUGGUAAGCAAGGUUCCACCAGAGAAGCCUACGCUGAGGUUACCUGUGAAGAAAAGCCAAUAUGUGAGGGCAGAUGAAGAUGACAACACAAAAACGGCAAGGAUUCCUUUAAUGGAAGAACAACCUAAGCCUGAAAAGAAACGCUCCUCUAGCCAAAAACCAUCGAGUGAUUCAAGAAACAUUCAUGGGGUACCGCUAGCAGAAGAUGAUGAGGAUAAAAAGCGUAAGACUGAAAAAAGAAGUCCGACUCGUAGGUAUAGGGUGCCAAAACCAGGCGAAAACGUUCAAGGGCGCCCAUAUAUUGAUGAUGAAGAUGACAAGCGCAAGCUUAAGAGCUCAACAUCACGUAGCCGGUCCCAAUCACGCAUACAACAGCGUCAACAACAACAACGUCAACAACAACAACAACAACAACAAAGAAGACCGUCUCCACAAAGGCAAAGGCCGAGUCGGCAAAAAUUCAGAAGACGAGGGGAACAAUUUUCGUCCGGUAGACGUAAAGAGGCUGCACGAGCUGUUUCCUAG